Molecule: messenger RNA, 2110 nt
Organism: Cucumis melo (muskmelon)
Lineage: Eukaryota; Viridiplantae; Streptophyta; Magnoliopsida; Cucurbitales; Cucurbitaceae
Product: (3S,6E)-nerolidol synthase 1-like
Exons: 7
Coding region: 102-1868 (588 amino acids)
Molecular function (GO): terpene synthase activity; magnesium ion binding
Source: RefSeq, a predicted model, not a curated record
UACACAAAUCAAACACAAGAACAAGAAGAAUAUUUGAAAUUUAGUAGCAAAAUCAAAAUUUAUCCUCUUUAAUUUUGUAGCUUCAUAAUAUUCCCAUCUAUAUGGCUCAACUCAUAUAUCUUCAAUCCUUUCUUGCUUCUCCUCCACGUCCAAAAAUAUUCAUUUCUCAAACAAAAAUCCCUCACAAAGCUCACAAUAACAACGCAUGGCUUCAAUUGAAUAACCCACUUGAAAAAUCUUUUGCCAAAAAAGGGUUCAUCCAUGCCUUGAAUUCUUCUUCAUCAUCCAACAAGAUCAUCAUCUCCGAUUUGAAAAUUGAGGAGUUGGGGGUUGAAACUCCGGCGAGAAAAGUGAAGAUUUUAAAGGAAUUACUAACAGAAACAAGAGAUGAUUUGUGUUUGGAAUGUUUGGAAAUAAUUGAUGCAGCCCAACGGCUUGGCAUUGACAACCAGUUCGAAGAAGAGAUUGAAGAUGUUCUUAAGAGGCAAUAUGCUUUGAUAAAUGCAUAUCAUUUUGAUGGAGACGUGGAUCUUCACAAAGCUGCCCUCCUUUUUCGACUUUUGAGACAACAACGAUACCUUGUAUCUCAAGACGUGUUUAAAGUUUUCUUGAAUGAGAAGGGAAAGUUCAAGGAGAAGCUAAAAGCAGAUUUGAAUGGGAUGACAAGUUUAUAUGAAGCUUCACAGCUACGUAUUCAUGGAGAUGACAUUCUUGAAGAAGCUGAGGAUUUCAGUAGCCAUUGCCUAAACAAUUGGGCUACAAGAAUUGAUAAUCAAUCCUCUGCCAGUUUUGUGAUGAAUACUUUAGCUCAUCCUCAUUAUAGAAGCGUCGCCCAAUUUAUGGUGCCUAACUAUUUUGGUGAUAAGCCAUGGACAAACAAAUGGCUUAACCUUUUGCAAGAUGUUGGAAGAACUAAUUUUAUUACAACUCAAACCUUACGCCAACACGAAAUUGCCCUAUUUUUAAAAUGGUGGGAAGAAACGGGUUUGGUGAAAGAGUUGAAUUUCGCCCGAAACCAACCAAUCCAACGGUACCUUGGCUCGGUGCUUUGUCUCCCAGAUCCUUGUUAUUCAGAACAAAGACUCCAACUAGCAAAAUCCAUGUCUCUUAUUUAUGUUAUUGAUGAUAUUUUUGAUGUACAUGGGACUCUUGACCAACUCAGACUCUUCACACAAGCUGUCAUUAGAAUAUUGUUGUGCACAUGCAGAUGGGAUAUGGAUGGUGUUGAAAGUUUACCAAAUAGCAUGCAACUUUGUUACAAAUGUCUACUCGAAGUUACCAACGAAUUAAGCUUGAAGGUCUAUAAGAAGCAUGGUUGGAAUCCCGUUGGUUCCUUGAGAAAAACGUGGGUAAAAUUAUGCAAAGCAUUUUUAUUGGAAGCAGAAUGGUUGAGUUGUGGGCAUUCACCAAGUGCUGAAGAAUAUCUGAGGAAUGGAGUUGUGAGUAGUGGAGUCAAUGCUAUUUUAGUGCAUACUUUCUUUCUAUUAGGGCAGCAAGUAAACAACAGAACCGUGGAGCUUUUAGACAAUGAUUCAGAUAUUGUUUUGUCAAGCGGAAUGAUACUUCGACUUUGGGAUGACAUGGGAAAUGCUAAGGAUGAGAAACAAAUGGGGCGCGACGGAUCGUAUGCUGAAUACUACAUGAAGGAGCAUCCAAACAUCUCCUCGGAAGAAACACAGCAACAUACUAAGAAGAAGAUUUCUGAAGCAUGGAAGACUCUGAAUACAGAACAUCUGUUUUCUAAUAUCUUCCCAACCAGUUUCACUCAGGCUUCUCUCAAUAUUGCUAGAGCUGUUCCUUUGGCAUAUAAUUAUGGUAGAAACCAAUCUAUCAUGACAGUCGAGAAGCUUAUGGAACAAUAUUGCUAAUAUUUCGUAAUGUGGGAUAUAAAUAUCGCGGAUUGGAUGAUUCAUUUUUAUAUUAUUUUGUAUGUUAUGAUGGAAGUAAAGCCAAAAGUUCUUCCCCAAAGAGUCCUUUAUAAUGAAGACAUUGCUGCUUUCAGUAUACUUUUAGAAUCAAGCAUAGAGUUUAAUUAUAGUGGUUGGAUAUAUUGUAUCUUGUUGAUUAAAUUUGUUGAUGGGAUAUAAUAAUAAUAUAUUUGUUGGCAUCU